AUGGCCGAUCAAUUCAAAGCUCGUACGCUGAAACGCAAAAAUGUCAAGGGCCUUGCCUUGAGUUCGACCCCCAAACCGGCGGAGAACCCUUCCGACGGAGAUGCCCAGAUCCCCGGCGGCAUUGGCAAUACCGACAGCAACCGGACGGACACACUGGAAAUCGGCUUGGAGUUCCGAUUAGACCUUCGCAGUGAAGACUUGGUCACCCUCAAGGAAUUGGGCGCGGGAAAUGGCGGUACCGUCUCGAAGGUCAUGCAUGCAUCGACCAAGGUCGUAAUGGCUAGGAAGAUUAUCCGCGUCGAUGCUAAGGAGAAGGUGCGCAAGCAAAUCUUACGGGAGUUGCAGGUCGGACACGACUGCAACUCCCCGAACAUCGUGACUUUCUACGGAGCGUUCCAGAACGAGGCGAGAGACAUCGUGCUCUGCAUGGAAUAUAUGGACUGCGGCUCUCUGGAUCGUAUCUCCAAAGACUUUGGCCCGGUGCGGGUUGAUGUGCUGGGCAAGAUCACCGAGUCGGUUCUUGCCGGUCUGGUGUAUCUCUACGAGGCCCACCGCAUCAUGCAUCGCGAUAUCAAGCCGUCUAACAUCCUAGUCAACUCGCGAGGUAAUAUCAAGCUCUGCGACUUUGGCGUGGCCACCGAGACGGUGAAUUCGAUAGCCGAUACGUUCGUCGGAACCUCGACAUACAUGGCCCCGGAGCGGAUUCAAGGCGGCGCGUAUACCGUGCGAUCGGAUGUCUGGAGUGUAGGAUUGACGGUAAUGGAAUUGGCCGUGGGCCGGUUUCCCUUCGAUGCGUCCGACUCGUCUGCUGGGGACCGGGCUAGUGCUGGACCGAUGGGUAUUUUGGAUCUCUUGCAGCAGAUCGUUCACGAGCCCGCCCCCAAACUGCCCAAGAGUGACGCCUUCCCUCCGAUCCUCCAUGAAUUUGCCGCAAAGUGCUUGCUUAAGAAACCGGAAGAGCGGCCGACGCCUCGGGAAUUAUAUGACAAGGACGCUUUCCUGCAAGCGGCUAAACGUACACCCGUCGAUCUCCAAGAAUGGGCCAUCAGCAUGAUGGAGCGACACAAUCGGAAAUCCUAUCUGGCUCCUCCCCCGCCAAAGUCCCUCAGGGAAGAUCCCUCGCAUCCCAGUCCGGCACAGAAACCGACGACUGCCAACCCGUCUCGCACCCCGCAAUACCCUCCCACCUCCGGAGAAACCACCGUGAACGUGUCCCGUGAGACUCCCUCGUCCCAUUCGCGCCACGUCCAGUACCCCUCGAACCCAUCUCCGCAACCCGUCCGAUCAACCCGUUCUCCCCCGCUGUCUCUGGAGCAUUUAUCCUUGGAAACCAAGGAAGACGGAUAUCGCUCUGGUCGUCGUCCUUCGCGGGCGCACCCCGAGGACCCUGUGUCUGCCGUGGACUCACCAUUCCGGCCGCCCAUGGCCUCUCGAUCGGCCAGCUCUCACAAUUCGAAGUCUCGAAUGCCCCUCCAGUCCUCGACACUCCCCGUGCGUGCCGCUCCACCACCGAGUGGCCCUCCACCACCAGUUCCCGCGCCAGGAGCUGGAUCGCGGCAACGUCUGCCCAAUCCGAUACGCGGUGACCAUAUGACUGGGGCCGUAUAA
This is a messenger RNA of Aspergillus tanneri, 1608 nucleotides long. It is a transcript of the gene ste7, whose product is annotated as MAP kinase kinase Ste7. The record is from RefSeq and is a predicted model, not a curated record. Lineage: Eukaryota; Fungi; Ascomycota; Eurotiomycetes; Eurotiales; Aspergillaceae. The transcript has 4 exons. Gene Ontology annotation, biological process: protein phosphorylation. The coding region runs from base 1 to 1608 and encodes 535 amino acids. Gene Ontology annotation, molecular function: ATP binding; protein kinase activity.